Molecule: messenger RNA, 2546 nt
Organism: Haliotis rubra (blacklip abalone)
Lineage: Eukaryota; Metazoa; Mollusca; Gastropoda; Lepetellida; Haliotidae
Product: E3 ubiquitin-protein ligase Midline-1-like
Exons: 3
Coding region: 79-2007 (642 amino acids)
Molecular function (GO): zinc ion binding
Source: RefSeq, a predicted model, not a curated record
CGGGAGCCGGGAACCAGUUUACCAAGUUGUGAUAGAGAAGCAGACGCACUGCAUGAGGUAUAACGACACAGAUUUGAGAUGGCAACCUUUGAUUACAAGAAGUUGACAGGCAACCACCUCACCUGUGCCAUCUGUACCACAGUCUUCACAGACCCUGCCACACUUCAGUGCAAUCACACAUUCUGUAAGGCCUGUCUGCUGAAAUACAUCAAAACACAUCCAGAAGCAAUACAAGACAAGUCUAUCCAAUGCCCAUCCUGCAGACAACUGACGAAGCUGACCACCCCUGACAGGCCAGUAGAGGAGUGGGUCAGUCAGCUGAAACCAAGCCACGUCAUACAGGGGCUGAUGGAUGACUUUUUGCCUGCAAUGCAUGAAGUACAGGAUGACAGUGGCUGCAACAUUUGCACAACACAAGGGAAGACAUCUCCAGCCUGUUCAUGGUGCUCCAUCUGUGACUGUGCAUUCUGUGAUGGAUGUCUCAAGAUGCACAGCGUGAUGCCAAUGUCACGUGAUCAUGAAGUAGCGGAUUUGCCCAAUCACCCCAAGACAAACCGUUCCUUCAUGUGUAACAUCCACAGAGAUGAAAAGUUGAAGGUGUUCUGUAAAGACUGCAGGAAGGCAAUAUGUACAGUAUGCUGCAGUAUUGACCACAGGAAAUGUGACGAAGUUGAUACAAUUGAGAGCAUGGUCCCUAUUGUGAAGGAACAGCUGACAAACCAAAUGAAACAACUUACGGUCAACAUGGCAGCUGCAAAAAAAUGCAUCGACUUGAGAAAAGAUACAAUUCUAGAUAUGAAGAGUAAUGCACAGAACAUUAAAGAUCAAAUCCGAAACGCAGGGAAAACAUUGGUAGAUGUGAUUGUAAAGAAAGAGAAGCAUCUUAUUGAUGAUGUUGAUGAAUUUUGUCAUAAUCACUCCCAGAAGUUACAAAGUGAGGUGGCACACCAGGAGGAUGAGCUUCAGUUGUACCAACAGCAGUAUGAGACCACAGCCAGUGCUGUGACAUCCAACUGUGAGAUGGACAUGUUUGCCAUCUAUGAGUCGAUGGAUGAAGCUACUGACCACAGACAAAUGGACAACCCACCAGCACCAGGAAGGGUUGUAUUCACUCAUAACAUUGACAAGCUGAGUAAAGAAGUGGAUGAACUUCGACUUGGCGAGGUUGAAGUUGUUCAUGACAUUAGUGACCGCCAUUCUUCUCCUGUUUUACAUCACAGCAUUGACUUUAAGGACGAUGAGGAUAAUUGUGAUCCGUCUUUGCAUGAUGUCACAGUGGUGAUGGUGAAUGGGAUCAAAGUAACAAUAGUGGCAGAUUGUGGCAAUAAUAAGCUCAAGACAUACUACACCUUGAAUUCCAAGUCAUUUCAUAAACAUCUGCUGUUUUCUGAUUAUCCAUGGCAGAUAGCAAAGUUAAGUGGGAGUCAGGUAGCUGUCACUAUUCCUGACAUUAAUGAAAUAGUUACAGUUGACAUAACUCCAGAUCCUAUUGUAUUGUCAACUCUCAACACAAGCAAACAGUACUGUGCUCUGGCCUAUCUCAGUCCUUCACAAUUGGUGGCAGGUACAUAUGCUGACAAUGUGGACAUCCUGGACAUGGCAGGGAAUGUACUUCAGUCAUUCAACACGGGAUUGAUAGGGAGUCCAGACUUUAUCCAUGUCACCAGUGACAAGAAUCUUAUACUCAGUAAUGAAGAUGUUCAUUCCCUUGUGUCUCUAACUAGUGAAGGGGAUCCUGUUUUCACUUACACUCCAACAGGAGACAGAACUUUGACGUGCCCUCAAGGUAUCGCUACAACCACCACAGGAGACAUCCUGCUGGUUGAUGAAACCUCCAACAACGUGACUCAACUGUCAGAAUCUAUGCAGUUUGUCAGAUACGUUCUCCAAGGACAGGAUGGUCUUCAUUGUCCUGAUGGCAUCUGUCUAGACGAUGAUGGUUUACUGUAUGUUACCUCCAAUAGAUACGUUAAGGUAUAUACAUUCCGUGUACACUCAAAUACAUAGAUAUGUCAGGAUGCAAGUAAUUUGUUUUAUUAGACCCAGCUUGGUGUUUUCUUUCAAACCUAUAUACCUCACUGAUGUGAUUAGAACAUCUGCCUCAAGAGCAGAAAGUUGCUGGUUUUACCACCUGGCUGUGUCUUUCUAAAUACCUUAAAUGAUGGUACUGUUUUGAAGUGUUUUCACCCAGUGAGGGCUGCUAGGUGUUCGACAGCACAAGGGUCCUCUUAUUCAGUGUGAGUGGGUAUCCAUGUAAAACUGCAGAUGAGUAUCUGAAUGGGCCAGCACUAUCAAUCCAGACUUAUACAAGCGCAUGCAUACACUAAAUGUGUAUGUACUAGUGUUUGGAAUUGGUUGAAAUUUCACAAUUGAUGAUUGCUUCAUUACCAACGAACAAUCAUCGAAGAAAAUUGGUUAGCAUCAUUUUUAAGAUUUUCCUAUCCAAGUUGUUAUUGCUGAUAUGUAUAACAUGAUGCAACUUGCUACUUUAAAGUGAUGACUAGUAUAUCAUGGACAUAAACUUCCUGGAGUCUUAGAGAAAUAUU